GGCUUUAGCCAUGGGGAGGGCUUACAUCUUUCAUCGUUGGAAUCAGUUGGAACUAGUAAUCAUAACAGUUGGACUCAUAGAUAUCAUGAUUAUUAAUAUCUUUAAGCCACUUCACCCAACAUACCAUAUGAUUAAGACUAUCAGGGUUUUCCGAGUCAUUCGCCUUAUUAGAGUUCUGCCUCUUUUGAAGCUUGUGAUAUCAAGACUGAUAAACCUAUUGGAAAAACAAAUAAACAAACAGCUAACCUUUAGAUAUGAUAUUGUUAAGGGAUAUGUGCAAGGUGAAGAAGAUACAGAAUAUUUAAUUGAACAGAUUUCUGGUCAUGAGACAAUUUCUAAGGAAAUAAGUAAAAUUAUGGAAAAGAAUAAACAAGACGCUGUGAAAGAGCUAGGUUUAAUGCAGAGUCAUUAUCCAGAUAUUGUUACUGCUGUGAAAACCAAACAGAAAGUCCAUACUGUGCUAAACACAGCUACAGAAACUCUUAAAGAAUUAAUAUCAAGUGGAAUCGUGGAUAAAAAUGAAGGAGCAAAAUUACAAAAGAUGAUUCUGCAAAAAAAGAAAAACGUUGGCACUCUUCCAUCUACUGUUGCAUCACCUACUGCAGAGGGGCUUUUACACAGUAUCAGUUGGUUAGAAAAUGAAAAGAACCAAAUUGAGUUCAUGCAGAAAAAAGCAAAGCUCCUUUGUUAUGACGAUGAAGACGUUAUAUGUGAGGAACGUGAAAUGCCACAAGGAAUCCACCUAAUUAUUUCCGGAAUGACAAAGGUAAGUUAUGUUUACUGCUCAAAAUGUAUUGUGAAAUUUCCUGUCGGUAGUCUCAAGGGAAAUAAAAUGCUGGAGUUAUCCUUUUAA
This is a messenger RNA of Trachemys scripta elegans, 853 nucleotides long. RefSeq names its product sodium/hydrogen exchanger 11-like. NCBI's taxonomy places the organism in Eukaryota, Metazoa, Chordata, Testudines, Emydidae. The coding region runs from base 11 to 853 and encodes 280 amino acids. The record is from RefSeq and is a predicted model, not a curated record. The transcript has 6 exons.